Messenger RNA from Kogia breviceps (pygmy sperm whale), 9339 nucleotides. The record is from RefSeq and is a predicted model, not a curated record. Lineage: Eukaryota; Metazoa; Chordata; Mammalia; Artiodactyla; Physeteridae.
AUAAAAGACAAAGAAAAUACAUUAUUAUUUUCCACUGAUCUCCAAACUUUUAAAGACUUGUUUAGAUACUGGCUAUGAACAUUUUGAAGAGAGAAUCUUAAGAUCCAUAAAACUUAUCCUGUAGUCAGUAGAGAGUCCUUGCUUCCUAAUUUGACUUGCAGUAUCAUUCUGCCUUUCUCUAACAUGAGUAAAGAGCACAAUUUGUAGUCUUAGAAAUUUCUAUUUUGCAAAUAAUAAAUUUGAAGCUGGAAGGAGUUAACUGCCUUAUCCAAGGGCACAGCUGCUAGAUCUGAGACCAGAGCUCAGGUUUGCUAAUUCUUGUCAUGAAUUUGAAAUGCUUAAAUAAAGAUUUUGUUCUGUGUAUUGUGUGGAAGUGUGUCUUACUAUAUUAAAAUAUUUCUUCACACCCAGAAUAUAGAAAAGUGAAUGGUAAUGGAAUUGACCCUGAGGUUAAAGAUACUUCUUACAUUUCUUAAUAUUUAUGUUAAAAAUAUUUUAUCAUUGUGCAACUUACCCUUUACUGUACUUAUAUAAGGUUUUGAUGUUAUUUUUGUUGAUGUAGUGAAAAUCACUAAUGUGUUUUUAUAUUUCUACUGGUCCUGUAACACUUCAUGGAACUUCUUUUCUUGUGGAUAACUUCAGUGUGGGGAGAUUGAGCUCUUGUCCCUUUAGAGGCUCAGUGUUUGUUGAUACAUCUGUCCAAAUGGAAGUUUCAUCUAAAGCAGUGAUUUUCAGUGUGUCUUUGAAGAACUUCCAAUGGAGUGAGACUCUUUUGUAAUUAAAAGCUAUUUCUGCAUUUGAAGUUCAGCCAAUUUCUACUGAGGUCCAAGAAGGUGGAGUUGCUAGAUUUGCAUGCAAGAUUUCAUCAAACCCUCCUGCAGUCAUAACAUGGGAAUUAAAUCGGACAACUCUACCUGUAACUAUGGACAGGGUAACUGCACUACCAACAGGAGUAUUGCAGAUCUAUGAUGUUGACCAAAAGGAUGCUGGAAAUUACCGUUGUGUUGCUGCUACUGUAGCCCACAGACGUAAAAGUAUGGAGGCCUCGCUCACAGUGAUUCCAGGUAAGGCGUCUAAAUCCUUCCACACACCAACCAUUAUAGCAGGUCCACAGAACAUAACAACGUCUCUUCAUCAGACUGUUGUUUUAGAAUGUGCGGCCACAGGAAAUCCCAAACCAAUCAUUUCUUGGAGCCGUCUUGAUCACAAGUCCAUUGAUGUCUUCAAUACUCGGGUACUUGGAAAUGGUAAUCUCAUGAUAUCUGACAUCAGGCUGCAACACGCUGGAGUAUAUGUUUGUCGGGCAACUACCCCGGGCACACGCAACUUUACAGUUGCCAUGGCAACUUUAACUGUAUUAGCUCCUCCUUCAUUUGUCGAAUGGCCAGAAAGUUUAACGAGGCCUCGAGCUGGUACUGCUCGAUUUGUAUGUCAGGCAGAAGGAAUCCCCUCACCCAAAAUGUCAUGGUUGAAAAACGGAAGGAAGAUACAUUCAAAUGGUAGAAUUAAAAUGUACAACAGUAAAUUGGUAAUUAACCAGAUUAUUCCUGAAGAUGAUGCUAUUUAUCAGUGCAUGGCUGAGAACAGCCAAGGAUCUAUUUUAUCUAGAGCCAGACUGACUGUAGUAAUGUCAGAAGACAGACCCAGUGCUCCCUAUAAUGUGCAUGCUGAAACCAUGUCAAGUUCAGCCAUCCUUUUAGCUUGGGAGAGGCCACUUUAUAAUUCAGACAAAGUCAUUGCUUAUUCUGUGCACUACAUGAAAGCAGAAGGUUUAAACAAUGAAGAGUAUCAAGUAGUCAUCGGAAAUGACACAACUCAUUAUCUUAUUGAUGACUUGGAACCUGCCAGCAAUUAUACUUUCUACAUUGUGGCUUAUAUGCCAAUGGGAGCCAGUCAGAUGUCCGACCACGUGACACAGAAAACUUUAGAGGAUGUUCCCCUGAGACCUCCUGAAAUUAGUUUGACAAGUCGAAGUCCCACCGAUAUUCUCGUCUCCUGGCUGCCAAUCCCAGCCAAGUAUCGGCGGGGCCAGGUGGUCCUCUACCGCCUGUCCUUCCGCCUGAGUACUGACAACUCCAUCCAAGUUCUGGAGCUCCCAGGGACCACUCAUGAACACCUGUUAGAGGGCCUGAAACCUGAUAGUGUCUACCUGGUGCGGAUUACUGCUGCCACCAGAGUGGGGCUGGGAGAGUCUUCAGUAUGGACCUCACACAGGACACCCAAAGCUACAAGCGUGAAAGCCCCUAAGUCUCCAGAGUUACAUUUGGAGCCUCUGAAUUGUACCACCAUUUCUGUAAAGUGGCAACAAGAUGCUGAGGACACAGCAACCAUUCAGGGCUACAAGCUGUACUACAAAGAAGAAGGGCAGCAGGAGAAUGGACCCAUUUUCUUAGCUACCAGUGACCUUCUCUAUACUCUCAGUGGUUUAGACCCGAGAAGAAAAUAUCAUGUGAGAUUGCUGGCUUACAACAGCAUAGAAGAUGGCUACCAGGCAGAUCAAACAGUCAGUACUCCGGGAUGCGUGUCUGUUCGUGAUCGCAUGGUUCCUCCUCCACCACCACCCCACCAUCUCUAUGCGAAGGCUAACACUUCAUCUUCCAUCUUCCUGCACUGGAGGAGGCCUGCGUUCACCACUGCACAAAUAAUUAACUACACCAUCCGCUGUAACCCUGUUGGCCUGCAGAAUGCUUCUUUGGUUUUAUACCUUCAAACAUCAGAAACUCACAUGUUGGUUCAAGGUCUAGAACCAAACACCAAAUAUGAAUUUGCUGUUCGACUGCAUGUGGAUCAACUUACCAGUCCUUGGAGCCCCGUUGUCUACCACUCUACACUUCCAGAAGCACCAGCAGGCCCACCAGUUGGAGUGAAAGUGACAUUGAUAGAGGAUGACACUGCCCUGGUUUCUUGGAAACCUCCUGAUGGCCCAGAGACGGUUGUGACGCGCUACACUAUCUUGUAUGCAUCCAGGAAGGCCUGGAUUGCAGGAGAGUGGCAGGUCCUACACCGAGAAGGGGCAAUAACCAUGGCUUUGCUAGAAAACCUUGUGGCAGGAAAUAUAUACAUUGUCAAGAUAUCUGCAUCCAAUGAGGUAGGAGAAGGACCGUUUUCAAAUUCUGUGGAGCUGGCCGUACUUCCAAAGGAAACUCCUGAAUCAAAUCAGAGGCCCAAGCGUUUAGAUUCUGCUGAUGUCAAAGUUUAUUCAGGCUAUUACCAUCUGGACCAAAAAUCAAUGACCGGCAUUGCUGUAGGUGUUGGCAUAGCCUUGACCUGCAUCCUCAUCUGUGUUCUCAUCCUGAUAUACCGAAGUAAAGCCAGGAAAUCAACUGCCUCCAAGACAGCACAGAAUGGAACUCAACAAUUAUCUCAUACCAGUGCCUCCCUAGCCAGUGGAAAUGAAGUAGGAAAGAACCGGGAAGGAGCUCUAGAAAAUGAAGAGUCCUUAAUGCCAAUGAUCAUGCCAAACAACUUCAUCGAUGCCAAGGGAGGAACUGACCUGAUAAUUAAUAGUUAUGGUCCUAUAAUUAAAAACAACCCUAAGAAAAAAUGGCUUUUUUUCCAAGAUUCUAAGAAGAUAAAAGCUGAGCAGCCUCAAAGAAGAUUUACUCAAGCAGUCUGCUUUUACCAGCCAGGCACUACCGUAUUAAUCAGUGAUGAGGACUCUCCCAGCUCCGCAGGUCAUACAGCCAGCUUCCCAAGACCCUUUGGUGUUGCAACUGAUACUGAGCAUUCAGCGAAUAGUGAAGGCAGCCACGAAACUGGGGAUUCUGGAAGGUUCUCCCAUGAGUCCAAUGAUGAAAUACACCUGUCCUCAGUUAUAAGUACCACAGCCCUGACCCCCAGUUCCUUCACUGGCACUGAUUCGAGUGGGGAUCCCUCGAUGAGAAAGUGUGAAGAACAUGCAGUGCCAUCAGAUGCUGAGCAGAUUUCCUCUUCAGUUCCUCAGCCACCAUCUGCCAUGCUCUGCUUUGAUAAAAAGGAUUUUCCAAUCUAGAUAGCCAUGUCCAGGUAUUCUCACCUUUUAAGUCUUUUUGAAGGACAGUGAACAGGGAGCCAAAGCCUUUUGUGAAAAUCAUGAUAUCUUAUUGGGUAUUUCACCUUUUUUGAAUGUGUUUUGUUUUUUUAUCUGUAAGCUCACGUAUUUUGAAUGUUUCAGUGUCAGCAAUGUGAAAAGACAGUCAAGAUAUUUGACUGGAUUAUGAAAUAUAUCACUGGAGCAAAGGGAAGACUUUUGAAAGCCCCUUUGCUGACUAUCUACCUCAGUUUGCCACAUGGCAAACUCAGAAGACAGCUUUGUUACCUCGUUUGUUGUGAUAGUUUCUCAGCUACAUAACCGAUGAUACUUCCUAGUAGUGUUUUGUUUUCAUUGCUGUAUGUGUAAUAUGUGUGAUCAAAGGAGUCAUAUAGGUAGAUGAGUAAAAAUGUUUAUCUGAAGCUCUGAUUUAAGAAACAACAGCAACAAACUGUGACCUCUGUAUGGUUUGGAUAAUUUAACACCUCCAGCUGUGAGGACUGAAACCGCAGAGAAGAGAAAAGUGGGACUGUUGACUUUACUGAAUGACCAAAACAAAAAUGUAUAUCUCUUUUGAGAGUAGAACUGUUCGAUAGCAUACAGGGACUCCUAUUGCAUCUAGGGCCUUUAUGUUGUGGGCAUUAGAGUCUUGAGUGCUUUAUCUGCUGUAUCCCAAACCUCAGCCUGCCUAGAAGCCGUGCCUUUUCUACCUGCCCCUUUGCCUGACAGUUGGCCAAAGGCUGCACUGUCUAGUUUGCAAAGCAUCUUCAACCUUUCCAGAAUUAGUUGCAAAACUCCUUGCAGAAAAUAGACUUUCAAAGAGAACAGGUUAGGGUUGGUGUUUUGUUUUGUUUUGUUUUUUAACCCAGCUUGGCUUAAAGAGGUAAAGAAAUUUCAUUAAAUAUUAAUAAUGAAGAUAAAUGCAGCAGUAGACAGUAAAAUGAACUUGAGGUUAUCAUGGUAACAGUGCCUUCCAUUAUAUAUUAUGAAGUUCUUUGCCUUAUACCUUUUUAAUAUUCAUGAAGUUGUUCAGGAUAAGAGUACAAAAAGUUGCCUUAAGAGUUUCUUGGAUUUUAUCAGUAACUCUUUUGAUGUACAGUAUUUUAUCAAAGCAUUUUGGUUUGUUUUUGUGCAGGUUUUGUUUAGGGAUAAGUAUUCAGAGCUCUACCAACUUGGUUGUAUUUUCUCGAAUUCUUAAGAGAAUUUGGUACUCUGUUUAAUCUUCCUUCAGUGUCAAUGCUGUGAAUGAGGAAUGCUAACUCUGGGAGUGAGUUAAUCCUCUUGCUGGUUUGAAAUCAGUAAACUGUUGACUUAGCCACAUAGGAUAGGCCUUCUUUCAGUAAUGAGACAGUUACCUGUUAGGUGCCCAGCAGUGAGAGACAAUAAAGAAUUAAACACAUGGUGCAGAGAAGGGACCCCCCUUUUCCUUUUAAAAGUAUUUCUUCAAAUUAUCUGGAAAUGACUUUUGAGCUGCUUUUUAAAAGGAAUCUUAAUGGGUAUCCCCCUUGAAACCUUUUGUUUAUGGAAGUGGGGGGUCGUGUUAAAUGGUGUUCUAAAGUGAAAAAAUGUUACGGGACGACAGUCCCACCUCUAUCACCUUCUAUCCCAGUGUCUGAUGACACAACAUUUUUCGGUUGUAUUUUAAUCUGUAGUUUUGUGCCAAAUUGGAUGUGUUCAGAAGUAGACCAACAUUAACUGCUGGCAUGCACUUCUGAACUAAAUUCACAGUCCCCCAUUUAGUUAUCUAAGUAUGGGCUUGAUGGCAAAACAAAAAAGCAGAGCUUUAGGUGAACAAUCUGAGGCCAGGAAAAAUGCUGCUCCUGCCUUUAUAGCUCCUGUUUAUACUACCUCCUUUUAAACUUAUUGUAGUGUUAUUUUUUUUUUCCUGUACUCAGGGAACGUUUUGUUACUUUUGAGCUGCCUCAUGGAAGCAUGGGCAAAUUGACAGGGUAUGGCGUUUUGGGGUUCAUAAGUAGAAUUAUGUGAGGCCAACUUUUAUCAAUAUCUAAAACUAAGGACUACAGUGAGUUCAUUUUAUGUUUUUAAACUUUUGUUAAAAGGCAAACAGAAUCUAAAAUUGAAACAUCAUCCAUCAUGUCUAGGACUCUAUUAAUAUGAAUCAUUUUAAAAGCCUAAAAUGAUGAUCUGAAGUCCUUAAGGAAAGUAUUUUGUUUGUUUUGUUUUUGAUGAAUAUGCCCAUAGUUAUUGUAGAUCUUUAGGCUAUAACUGUUUGCUAAUUAUUUACCAGUACAUUUUUCACUCUUUCACCUUUUCAUUUUGUUCUUAUAUAAGAUUUUUUCAUAAUAAUCCUAUCACCAAAGAAUUUUCAGUAGAAAGUGAAAAUUUGACUGUGAUUUCCCCCCAAAUUGAAUUAACUAGAAGCAUCUAUAGGUAUGACGCUUAUACAAGUAGUUACUAACCCAGAAUAAUAGGGUUUAUCUUGAUUGUUGUAGUUAAUUAGACUAGUAAUUUUAACUACCUUAUUGUUACCAGAGCAUUUAAAAUAAGUUCUUUACCAGCAGAUAGUUCCAAAGAAUUUCAAGCGUAAUUUUUUUUUCUUCAGCAAGUAAAUCUUCAGCUGUACAGUAUUAAAGUAUUUUGAAAUUGUUGAAACUACUUGUUGUAGAGAAAAAAAAGUCUUUUCACCAAAGAUAAAUAUUUUGGUCUCAUUGAAUAAGAUAUUUAGUGAACACCAAAGACUUCUUUUUACUUGGCCAAAGCUAGCUUCUUUGAAGUCUUAAGUAUGAAAUUGUAACUAAAAUGUGAAGGUUCUCUUUCAUCUCUCAUAGUGGUGUUACUUCAUGGUAUUUUCACUCUGAAGGGGCUAAUAUGCAAAUAGUAACUAUUUUCUUUUCCAAAGACUUAUUUGCUGUAAGUACUAAUACAUGCAUGUCAUUUUUAUGCCAAAUAUUACAAGAUACUGCUCAUCAGUAUUUUCAUACCAAAGAUCAUGCAAAUAUAUAGAUUAGCCUGUAAGUAAGUAAAGAUGAGCAGAUUUGAAAUAAAUUUAUUUAGAGGCUGAUAGGGAAUCUAGCUUUAGUAGCAAAAGAUAUCAAAGGGCUAAGUUUACAUAAUUAAAAGCAAUACAAUUAUAUUGGUAUUUAUCAGUGUUUUAAUUCACAUACUUUUUAUCAACAAAUUUUUAGAAAACCAAAGAUAUUUAAGGUUAUGUCCACAUAUAGGCAGAUUUAGUUGUACAUUAAACUGUUGUUUCUUGGUUUUAUGUCAACCAAACUUGUCUCUCCAGAACCCUGUCUGUAUACAAAUAGCAUACAUAGGGACUUCCCAUCAAAUCUGCUGAUUCAGCCACAGGAUGUUUUUGCCAAAUGAUGUGAUACUUUCCUAAGCACCUUGAGUGUGAGAUGUCAACAGAGAUAUCAGCAGGCUUUUCCACUGCAGAGCAUUAUGGCAACCCCUGAAUCAGUCUGUGCUGUCUUCCUCCUGCUUAAAGCAUUAUGUGGUGAACUCUGAAGGCUUGAGGCAGUCCCUUAAUUAUAGGGAUGUUCUCAUCUCUGGGGAGCAAUGGGAUAUAACAGGGAAACGAAUCAUAUCACUGUUUUAAGUGGCUGUUCUUUGAUAGAUGUGCUCUUUAAAGUUGUCCAUAAAUUGAAAUAUUUUAAUUGCAUCAAGGGAACAAAAAUCUUUUUCAUGAAAUCUGGAGUUUUAUAUUUUGAUUAGCCUAAAAGUAAGGACACAGCUUUAUCCACUAGUGGCUUUAAAAAAUCAGUUUUGGCACCCCAGGGAAAUUAGAUCCUCAGUGAAAUGCUUUUUAUUUGCUUUUGCUUCAAACAAGAGCAGUGCCAAUGCUGGGAACAAUGAUAGUGAUUUGCAUUGGUGUGUCUUGGCUUCAUUAAGGACAUAUGCCAGAAACUUGCUCAUGUUGACAACUCAGGGUCAUUGUUCAAGUCGAUGAAGACACCUUUGGAAACAAUUGAGUGUCACAAAAAAAGAUGAUUUGAAAGGUUUUUUUUUUUUUUUAAAUGUUAGAAUAUCCAGAUGUGGUUCCAUCUCAGCAGUGGCUGUAGUAAUUCACACAUACUUUUCUAUUUCAUUGAAUAUAAAUGUUUAAUACUGAAUGUGAAAAAUGAAAAAAGUGCCAAUACAUUGAAAGAGGCAUGAUUUAAGACUAAACAUGUAUUUUGUAAACUUUGUUCCUGACAAUUUGGCACAUGGGUCUCUGGUAAAAUUGCUUUGGUUUAAUAGUCAUAAUUUCUGUGGGCUGUGAGCACAGAGUACAGGGUUCUGGAGAUCACCAUAUACAACCAGUUGUCUAAUUGUGAACUUUAUUGAUGUUUAGAAGAACACAUACCUAGAAUUCUGUGUGAAGUUGAUUUAUGCUCAGGACAUAAGAUCACAGGCUAAUGCAAUGUGUAUGUUUGCAGGCUUUAAUCUUCUCAGGCGGUUUCCCUUGGUAAGCCUUUGAAGGUGUUCAAGAUUAACAUGACAGCCUUGCAUUUUUACCAGGCAGAUACUGUAUUAUUUUCUUAUUGCUGUUGAAAUGAGUUACCAUGAAGCUGGCCUUGAAGCAACACAAAUUUAUUAUCUUACAGUUCUGUAGGUCAGAAGUCUGCCACAGGUCUCAAUGGGAUAAAAUCAGGGUUUGUUUCCUUGUCUUUUCUGGAUUUUAGAAACUGUAGACCCCACCCCCUAUUCUCUCUGACCCCACUUCCAUUAUCAUAUCUCUUUUCCUGACCCCAACAGGGAAACAGUCUCCAGUGUUAAGGACGCACGUGAUUAGUUGGGGCCCAUCUGGACGAUCCAGGGUACUCUCCCCAUCUGAAAAUGCUUAACUUAAAUCACCUCUGCGAAGUCCCUUUUGCCCUGUAUGGUAACAUAUUCAGAGUCCAGGGAUUUGGGCGUGGACUUCUGUAGGUGGCCAUUCUCUUACAUACAACAGAUAUAUUAUUUCUGUAGAAUUCUGAUCUCCAUAAAAUGUCUAUAGCAUUACAGAGAUUGGAAGUGUGAAGCCAUGUACCCCUUGGUGAUCUUCAAAAUGUCAAAGUAUGAAAACCUCGGCUUAUCGCCUAUUGAAUGUUUACAUUAAACUUUCUCUCUAAAUCACUUGCAAAAACAGUUCGGCUUUAAACUUUUUGAAUAUGUGCUUUGUAAAUUAACAUCUCAGUUGUAUGUGUUUAACAGAAAAUUUCCUAAUAUUUGGCUCUGACUUUAUGGAAUUUCAUCAGAUAUUUUUGAAAACUGUUCAUAUUAUAGUUGAGCUUUCUCCUUUUCUCUUAAAUGAUUAUGUCGGUGGGGUAGGGUUGGGGGAAAGACCUCAAACGUAGGAACUCAGAGUAGAUAAGCAGGACCAUGCUCAAGUUCAUUCUUCAUUU